AUGGCAGAAGAACUUUUACAGGAGCUUGAUGAUCUGUGUUCGAAGCUAUUUUCUCCAAAAAUAGAUGAAUUGUCCAUGUUACGCUCGUAUCAGAACCAAAUAAUUUAUAACUUUGAUAAUUUCGAUUUAUUUAUUCAACUACUUACAGGACGACAAUGUGAAGAUCGUGUUAUUCUAUUUUUAAUCGACGCAAUUAAGAAACAAGUCAAAUUUUAUUAUUCAAACAUUGAUAUUUCUUCAGUAAUCCAAAGUAUCAUCAAUAUUCAGGAUAAAGAUAUAAUGAAUGGCAAGUUUUCAGAAAGUUUUGCUGAUCUUAUUGCAUUUUUAAUAUUGUUUCAAUAUAAUCUUACUGGAAACUUCAUUUUACCAGAAAUACAUAUACUUAACUUCAAAUUUCAACUAAUGAUGAACUUGAUAAAUUACUUACAGUCCGAUUCUUUUAAAUUUUGCCCAGAAUUACGUUUAAUCAAUGAAGAAACAAAAAAUCUACCGAAAUCAUUACGAAAUCCUGUUAAAAGGGACUACAAAUUCGAAAUGGCCGACCAUUUCCUCAAUAAUUACAUGAUUUCUUUUAUGGAUGAUGUUAUUUCAAUUUUAGAUCAAGAUUCUGUACUUGGAAUUCCUUUAUUGAACAAAACAUUGCUAUUUCAAAACAAACAAGAUGAAUUCGAUGCUUUUAUUAUACCUCCUGAAAUUUUAAUAAUUUUGAAACAGAGAUUAAUCUUCCAAGAACUGUAUAAUGACUUUCUUCGAUGUCCUCCUGACUUUUCAAAUGAAAUACUCAACCUUUGUUGCACUAUUUCACGUACUUUGUUUAGUUUUGAAGAUGAAGAAUUUGUUCAACAGAUGUUUCAAGUUUUUCUUACAUUUCUCAAUUGCGAUACAUUGUUUGCAUCAUAUAUGAGCAUUGCUUCGUUCGCAAAUUGGAUGUCUUCCCUUGAAAAUUUAAUAAAAGUGAUGAAUCUUGACGAAAUAAUGAAAGAACUUAUCAAUUUCGUAUACAAAAUGAAUAGAAUCAAUCCAAUCUUCUACAUUCCAUUGCUAAAAUCAAUGUUUCUCCUUUCAUCAAAAUCAUAUCAAAUUAAAAAUGACAGUUUAUCACUAGAUUUCAUUCAGAACGCUCUUGUUCAACUUGAAAUGUCGACAAUUGAGUCUAUUGGCCAGAUCUGGCAAACAGUUUUAUCUGAAUUGCAAGAUAACAAAUCCACAUUAUCUGAUACAAUUAGCGUUCUCUGGAAGACAUCAACAGUUGACUCGUGUAAUUAUUUGAUUGGUUGUUUCAAAGAAAUCAAUGUUUUUGACAGUUCAGAUUCAAAUUUUGUUAAAUCUUCAUUUAUUUUGAAGAUGUUUUACAUUUUUAUGGAAAACAAGAUCUAUAUAAAGUCAUAUGAGCACUUGGGAAUCAUCAUAAACCUGAUUUUGUGCUAUUCUCAAGCAAUAUUUCCACAAUUAAAAACUUUUAAAGAUACAACGGCCAAAACAAUUAAUGUUGAAAUUCUUUUGCAAAUUUACGCUCUUUUCUUCAAAAAUUAUCCAAAAUUUUCAGAAUUUUCUUUGAUAUCAAAAUUAACAUCAAUAAAUUGCUUUGAAGUAGCUAAUAUGAUGAUUAAAUUAGCAUUAGGAUCGAUAAUUAUUGGAAUUAAUGUCGAUUUAUCCAUUUUUAUCAUUGAAAAUUUUAUAACUCAACAAGAUUUCAAAAAUCUCAAUGAAAUACCAGCGUUACUACAAAAGUAUAUUGCAAGUAUUAAGUUAUCCAACUUAAAGAAGCCAGAUUUUACCAUUCUGGGCAUAAUUUACUUGAAUUUUCCUAAAUUUCAGGACCAAAUCAAUAAUUUGAUUCCAAAACUCCAGAAAACAGAUCUUCUAUCAAAGUCUAUUUAUUUCGGAAUCCGUGGAUCAAUUUUGUCAACGAUUCAAACUCCAUCGGACUGGAUUAAGUAUUGUUCGUCUUUUAUCAAUGACAUUAAGGAUAUUCCAUCUUUGUUUAGUGAUUGUGACGAAUUUCUGGUUAAAGAAUGUCGAAUUUUGCUGAGAUUUAUUAAAAUAAUUUGUAAAAACAUUCCUCAAUCGAAUGACUGGCCAUCAAGGAACAAAAUACGUUUCAAAUUAUUUUCUUACUUCAUGUACAUGAUUUCAGCCAUUUUUGAUAAAAUUUCGCCAAAAAUAUUAGAUGAAAAACACCAAAUUAACUCCAAACUGUUUUCUACCAUGAUCAAAUGCAUUGAAACAAUGAACUGUCUCAUUGAGUCACCAUUAGGAAACAUCGGAGCAAUGAUUUCUUUCGGAGAUCCAACUUUUGUUACUUUUGUUAAGAAUUUGGCAGAAACAGUUCUAGAUUUACCUAUAACUCAGAUUAGUUCUUAUUUCCGAUUCAAUUUUAGCUUUAUUACCUUUAUUUUUUAUGUUACAAAUUAUUGUGGAGGAAUUUUGCAAUUAUUACCUAAUGUAACAGUAAUAUUCCUCAGGUAUCUUCAAAUACCGUUCCAAAUACCUACGCAGGAGCUCAUUGACUCUGUUUGUUUGACAUUAAAUUCAUUUCUUCUAUAUAUCGAGCAAAAUUUGUUGAACAGCCAUUUCAUUAUGGCAUUAAACUCACUGGUGAACCUUAAAGAUAUAACAAAUGCUGCAAUUUUUAUUACAAAUUUUUGUAAUCGAGAUUCAACUUUUGUUAUUGAAAUUGCAUCCAAAUAUGCGAUGCAUUUCAAAGAAAAAUCUUAUCAGAAAAUAGUUAGAUCUGUUUUCAACCAUUUAUUUGAAGGAGAUGAAGGAGAAGUUGAUGAUGACGGGAAUUUAGUCCAAUUCCUUGCUUUAGAACAAUUUGUUAUAGGAAUGAGAAAUAUAGGCAUGCCGCUGGAUGCGAUAGACGAUCUUUCUCCUUAUUUCGAAAUAUUAAAUAUCGUUUCACAGCCAAAUCAAUAA
This is a messenger RNA of Trichomonas vaginalis G3, 2919 nucleotides long. RefSeq lists its product as uncharacterized. Lineage: Eukaryota; Parabasalia; Trichomonadida; Trichomonadidae. The transcript has a single exon. The record is from RefSeq and is a predicted model, not a curated record. The coding region runs from base 1 to 2919 and encodes 972 amino acids.